This is a messenger RNA of Plasmodium fragile, 1809 nucleotides long. Its product is annotated as asparagine synthase (glutamine-hydrolyzing). The coding region runs from base 1 to 1809 and encodes 602 amino acids. Gene Ontology annotation, molecular function: asparagine synthase (glutamine-hydrolyzing) activity. The record is from RefSeq and is a predicted model, not a curated record. Gene Ontology annotation, cellular component: cytosol. The transcript is spliced from 2 exons. NCBI's taxonomy places the organism in Eukaryota, Apicomplexa, Aconoidasida, Haemosporida, Plasmodiidae.
AUGUGCGGCAUCCUAGCCAUUUUCCACUCGUCCAUUGAAAGGCACCGACUGCGUAGGAAGGCCCUGGAGUUGUCAAAGAAGCUGAGGCACCGGGGCCCCGACUGGAACGGAAUCGUGGUUGAGGAUAAUGAGGACGGAACGACAAACGUGCUGGCGCACGAACGGCUGGCCAUUGUCGACGUGCUCUCGGGUCACCAGCCCCUCUACGACGACGCCAAGGAAGUGUGUCUCACAAUAAACGGAGAGAUCUACAACCACCUGGAGUUGCGAAAGCUCCUUCCUGAAGACACCAUAAAAAAUUUAACGAGCCAAUCUGAUUGUGCAGUGAUUCCGAACCUGUACAAAAAGUAUACUCAUAAAAUGCCAUCCAUGUUGAAUGGAAUUUUUGCUGGAGUUAUAAGUGAUAAUAAGAAGAACACAUUUUUUGCGUUCAGAGAUCCUAUAGGAGUUUGUCCUUUGUAUAUAGGAUACGCAUCUGAUGGGUCCAUUUGGUUUGCCUCGGAGUUUAAAGCACUAAAGGAUAGCUGUGUUAGGUAUGUGAACUUUCCUCCUGCGCAUUAUUACAUCAACUGCAAAAAUAAGGGGGAGUUCGUUCGUUACUUUAAUCCUAACUGGUGGGAGCUAAGUGCUCCUAUCCCCAACAAUAAAGCCGACUUAGAACAGAUUCGAGUGCACCUGGAGAAGGCUGUGGUGAAGAGGCUCAUGGGGGAUGUGCCCUUCGGGGUAUUACUCUCCGGGGGGCUGGACUCUUCCAUCGUGGCCGCGAUAAUUUGCAGACAUUUGAAGAAGAUCCACGGAGGGGAAAGUGGGACAAGUGCAACUCACCUCAGCAAUAACGAUGACGGUGGCAAAAAUUCCACCGCUGCUUCUGUCCAUCUGAAGAGCUUCUCCAUCGGGUUGCGUAAUUCGCCUGACUUGAAGGCCGCAAGAGAGGUUGCAAAUUUUUUGGGGAGUCAACACACGGAGUUCCACUUUACCGUGGAGGAAGGAGUAGAUUCACUGCACGAUGUGAUUUAUCACAUUGAAACGUACGACAUUACAACCAUCCGUGCAUCGACCCCCAUGUACAUUCUUUCACGACUGAUCAAAAGCAGUUGCGUGAAAAUGGUUCUAAGUGGAGAAGGGGCGGACGAAAUAUUUGGAGGGUACCUCUACUUUCAUAAGGCUCCUAACCGAGAAGAGUUUCACCGAGAGUUACAAAGGAAGGUGCAUGACUUGCACAUGUAUGACUGUUUGAGGGCAAACAAAUCUACCAUGGCCUUUGGGAUCGAAGCACGUGUUCCCUUCCUCGAUCUUAACCUCUUAGAUGUAGUAAUGAAUAUUGACCCAAAAGAAAAAAUGUGUUCAGAGGGACAUAUAGAAAAGGAAAUUUUAAGACGCGCUUUCGCUGGCUAUUUGCCUGACCAUAUUUUGUACAGGCAAAAGGAACAAUUCUCUGAUGGGGUUGGUUACAAUUGGAUUGAUGGUUUGAAGGAGUAUGCAGAGAGUAAAAUUUCAGACAUACAAUUUUCACGCGCACCUUUUUUAUUUCCAUAUAAUACACCCAAGACGAAGGAGGCCUAUUUGUACAGGUGCAUUUUUUCUGAGUGUUUUCCGGAACAGUGUGCACAGGAGUCUGUGCCCGAGGGGUCCUCCAUCGCCUGUUCAUCAAGCAAGGCGGUCGAAUGGGAUGCGUCAUUUAAGCAAAACCCAGAUCAGUCGGGCAGGUCCGUGCUCGGUGUGCACCACAGCUCGAAGCAGUUCUCCGACGUGAAGCCUGUCCAGCUGCCCGACGAUGAGAGCAAGGCGCUCCUCUCAAGCGCAAGCUGA